Patiria miniata (bat star) is the source of this 1715-nucleotide messenger RNA. RefSeq lists its product as uncharacterized. The transcript is spliced from 3 exons. Gene Ontology annotation, biological process: DNA recombination; DNA integration. Gene Ontology annotation, molecular function: DNA binding. The record is from RefSeq and is a predicted model, not a curated record. NCBI's taxonomy places the organism in Eukaryota, Metazoa, Echinodermata, Asteroidea, Valvatida, Asterinidae. Bases 589 to 1524 code for a protein of 311 amino acids.
AGAAUUAGACAAGCUCAAGCAAGGGCGGUACGAAAAAAGCGCCUUCAGAAAAGCAGUCAGCUUGCGAACAAGCGUCAACGUCAAAAUGCUACAGUGGAGCAGUUUUCUCCUUCUACUUCUGGCACUGGGCUUUUUCGAAGUUUUCAGCCAAACCGUAGAUUCAUGCCUGGGGCUACCUCUGCUUGGAGCGCAGGACCAAAGCCAACGGACUUGUGCUUUGCCUGCGGGAAACCAGGCCAUUGGAGACGCAACUGUGGACAGCAAAGGCAGGCAGUGGUGGGAGGAAAAGAACCAGCAGGGGGUAGUACAACUCAGCCCCGACAGUGGUGAAUCAGACGACUCACAUAGUGUAGCAGAAAAUGUAAAUACAGAAACAGGAUGCGAGCCAAGUGGGCUGUGGUGCAUGGACAGUCGGAUGUGGAGGGGAGUUGGUCCUGCAAAGGAAUUGGUCGAGCGCUGAAGAAACCAAAAGUUCCACGUGGAGGGAAUUACAGGCGGUUUCCCUCGCUUUGCAAGCAUUUGCGAAGAGUUUAGAGGGUAAAGUAGUGAAGAAAAUAUAAAGACGAUGAGUACUCUUCAACGUUGGCCAUGAUUCUUGACGCAUCAAGAGCCCCCAGCACCACUAAAAAAUACAACGCUGCUUUUGCCGCAUGGCAACAAUGGUGUAAGGUGGAGAAGAUCAAUCCGUUACCAGCCAAUGCCAAUGACGUGUGUCGUUAUUUUAUACAUCUCUUCAAUAUUGGUGCUCCAUUCUCGAGAAUCGAAUCAGUUUUCUAUGGCCUAAAAUGGCGUCAUGAUUGUUUUGCGGACUGUAAAGAAAACCCAUGUGACAGUAAAUUUUUACAUAAUGUAUUGCAGGGAUUAAAAAGAAGAUUAGCUAAACCUGUUGAGAAGAAAGAACCCAUUACACCAGAAAUAUUAAAGGCUGUCAUAGACAAGUACGCAGUUCUGAACAGUCUGUUAGAUAUUCGAUUAUGUACUAUGUUGCUUAUUUCAUAUGCAGGUUUCUUGCGUCACAGUGAACUUAUCAACAUCAGAAGAUGUGAUCUCCAAUUACAUUCCUCAUAUGUUAAUAUCUUCAUAGUUAAAAGUAAAACUGACAUUUUUAGACAAGGAGCCUGGGUGAUCAUUUCAGCAACAAAUACAUCUACGUGUCCAGUCAGAAUGUUAAACAGAUACCUAAUCCUUGCAGAUCUUGUAGAUGAAGAUUCAGAUGAAAGUUUCCUUUUUCGACCAGCUAAUUAUAUUCGAACAGAGAACAAGUACAAACUAAGAUCAGGGCAAUUAUCAUAUUCAAGAUGCCUUGAUAUAUUUAAAAGCGCCUUGUCUUCGGUAGGAGUCAACCCCAAGCGUUUUGGACUGCAUAGUCUUAGAGCUGGGGGAGCAACGGCUGCGGCUCGUAUUGGUGUGCCGGACAGGCUUUUUAAGAAACACGGACGUUGGCGUUCGGAGACGGCAAAGGAUGGCUACGUCCACGAGUCGUUGGAAGACAGACUUUCUGUAUCCAAAAUGCUGGGUUUAUAGAUAGUUUAUCAGCUGUAUGUUGGUUCAGUAAGUUGUAAUAUGGGCAUUUCAAUCCCUGGAUGUGUUAAAAAGUGGAAAUAAAACUUGAUGUUUCCUGAUUAUGAUUGUAUUAAAAAACCCUUAUUUCCCGCUCUUUAAUUCCUGAGUAUGAUAAUGUGGAAUAAAUAAUAUGGGCAAUGCUUGCCAUCGAA